CUUUUUUUUAUAGGUUUUAGUAUAUAAGUUAUAAUAUAGAUUUGUAUAUCUGGAAAUUUAAUUCAUGUUUUCUAGCAGAAUGCAGCCCUUUUUAUUCAUUCCAGGAGACCUAAGAAGUUCUCUGAUUCAAGGAAGAUUUCCCUUACGCCAUUUGUUCUUUUUUUCUGCCUCUGACCAUUCCUUUAGCAGAAAUAAUAUUAAACAAAACUUGUAUAUAUUUUAUCGUGGUAAUCCUGUCAAAAAAAGUAUUAGAACUAUAUUUCCCUCUCAUGCUUCAAGACAUUCGUGUAGUAUAUCAGCAGAAGUUAAUGGAAUGCAUUGGUUAAGAUGUUUCAACACUUCGACCGUACUGUAUAGUGAAACUGAUAUUCUUGUACCUCCGUUCCCUAAAUAUGUUACUGAAGGAGAUGUAAUGUGGAUUAAAAAUGUAGGCGACAGAAUCUACUACAAUGAAGUGGUCUGCUACGUUGAAACCGAAAAGUUGGUUUUGGAAGUGCGUUCGCCAGGAGACGGCAUAAUACUCUCAAGAUAUGUAGAUAACGGACAAAUUGUAAAGGCUAAACAGAAAAUAUUUAAAAUAAAAUUUCGGGCGAAUCAAAGUGGAACGAAAAAAAAAGAAAACUUAUUCGAGGUCAAACCAAUCCUGGAAAAAGUCCCUGUUCCAAUUGAAGAACCACCACUGCCAUCUGAAUCGAAACCUCAGCCACAAACACCCGAACCCUUUAUCGAAAACUCUUUGCAGAUACAAAGAAAAAAGAGAUCUUUUGAACCUUCUGAAGUCAAAAUUGACACCAAAAUUUUUCCUAUGCGAAAUUCUAGAAAUGAAUAUAAAGAUAAACUGAGUGAAAAUUUAUUCGAUAUCAAACCAAUCCUGGAAAAAGUCCUUGUGCCAAUUGAAGAACCACCACUGCCAUCUAAGUCGAAACCUCAACCACAAACAUCCGAACCCUUGAGCGAAAACUCUUUGCAGAUACAAAGAAAAAAUAGAUCUUUUGAACCUUCUGAAGUCAAAAUUGACCCCAAAAUUUCUCCUAUGGAAAAUUCUAGAAAUGAAUAUAAAGAUAAACUGAGUGAAAAUUUAUUCGAUAUCAAACCAAUCCUGGAAAAAGUCCUUGUGCCAAUUGAAGAACCACCACUGCCAUCUAAGUCGAAACCUCAACCACAAACAUCCCAACCCUUGAGCGAAAACUCUUUGCAGAUACAAAGAAAAAAGAGAUCGUUUGAACCUUCUGAAGUCAAAAUUUUUCCUAUGGAAUAUUUUAGAAAUGAAUAUAAAGUUAAACUGACUGAAAAUGUAUUCGAUAUCAAACCAAUCCUGGAAAAAGUCCUUGUGACAAUUGAAGAAUCACCACUGCCAUCUAAAUCGAAACCUCAACCACCAACAUUCGAACCCUUGAGCGAAAACUCUUUGCAGAUACAAAAAAAAAAGAUAUCGGUUAAAUCUUCUGAAGUCAAAAUUGACCGCAAAAUUUCUCUUAAGGAAAAUUCGAGAAAUGAAUAUAAAGUUAAACUGACUGAAACAAGGAAAAUGACUGCUGAGAGGAGAAAAAAAACACAAAACGAGGCAGUCUUGCUGACUAUUUUCAAUGAAGUUGAUAUGUCAAAUACGAUAGCUUUCAGAAAGGCACAUCAAGAAUCCCUUAAGAAGAAAUAUGGAAUCAAUAUAGGCUUCAUUUCGACGUUUAUUAAAGCAGCGUCGUAUGCACUCCAGGAUCAGCCGAUAGUCAAUGCCUGUAUAAUAGGAAACGAAAUAGUUUACAGAGACUAUAUAGACAUUUCAAUAGCAGCCGCUACACCGAAUGGUUUGGCCAGACCGGUUAUAAGAGAUGUUUCUUUCAUGAACUUUGUUGAAAUCGAAAACAGGAUCAAAGACUUAACUGAAAAGGCUUUGAAAGGAGAAUUAUCCGAUGAUGAUAUUUAUGGAGGUACUUUUUCUGUAAGCAAUAGCGGAGUUUUUAAUUCAUUUAUGGGGACACCGAUCAUAAAUCCCCAACAAUCUGCAACUUUGGGAAUUAAUACAACAGUGGAAAGACCUAUGGCUAUCAAAGGAAAGGUUGUCAUCAGGCCGAUGAUGUACGUCGCUGUCACAUACGAUCAUCGGCUGAUUGAAAAUCGUGAAGCAGCUCUUUUCCUUCGAAAAGUAAUAAAAUGUGUGGAGGAACCAUUGAUAAUGAUAACUGGAAUAUGAGGAUUGAAUACAAAGAUUGCUGUCUAAACACUUUAUAAUUAAAAUUGGUAAUAAAAACAAAAACUUUUUUUAU
Messenger RNA from Nezara viridula (southern green stink bug), 2261 nucleotides. Lineage: Eukaryota; Metazoa; Arthropoda; Insecta; Hemiptera; Pentatomidae. The record is from the annotation of a GenBank genome assembly.